UGAUGAUAACAUUUAUCAAGUUGAGUUAUAACUCAACACGUUUAUUUUUAGAUUUGUUGUGAUGUUGUGCAAAGUGAAUUUAUUGAUUAGCACCUUGCAUAACAACACAAAAGAUUUUACGUUGGAAUUAUACUUGUAUUUCGAAGCGAAUCACAUGACGUUAGUUAACAAACAUGCGAAUUCUAAAUAUUUAUGUUGAUUGUGUUUGUGUACAUUGCUUUAUUUUUUUUUUGCUCGCUUGAGGCUUAUCAGGUUUCCUCGCCAGAUUAAUUGAAUGUAGACUCAGUUGCGCUUUGCAGUCUCGAGCGUUUCGAACAAUGGCAGAGCAGAUACCUAGUUUGGAGAGUUUAAUCGCUGCCGCCAAGAGCGGAUUUCGCGAGGAGUUCGAUGGAGAAGAUCCAUCGGCUGUGGUCUUUGCUCCAGGUAGGGUGAAUCUGAUAGGAGAACACACGGAUUACAACGAUGGAUUUGUUUUACCAAUGGCUCUGCCUUUGGUGACUGUUAUGGUCGGGAGCAGGACGGAAGGGGACGAGUCGAUUGUGGUCACGAGGAAUGAAGAUAUCAAGGGAGCGAGGAGGGUCAAGAUCCAGAAGAAGGAGUUGUUCACGGUCGACAGGAGGUGCGAACCAAAGUGGGCCAAUUAUGUCAAGGGUGUUUUGGCGAAUUACAUCGGUGAAACACCCACCUUCAAGGCGGUGAUCGUGUCCAGUGUUCCGAUCGGUGGAGGACUCUCGAGCAGUGCGGCCCUGGAGGUCGUCACAUACCAAUUCCUGGACGCGCUGAACGGCGACAAAUCUCGCUCCGUUAUGCCAACUGAUAAGGCCCUGGCGUGCCAGAAGGCGGAACACGAUUACGCGGGGAUGCCGUGCGGUAUCAUGGAUCAAUUCAUUUCCUUCCUGGGCAAAAAGGAUUGCGCUCUGCUGAUAGAUUGCAGAAUGAUGACGAGCAAACUAAUUCCGUUUGCCGAUGAUAAUGUUGUGGUGCUGGUGACGAAUUCCAAUGUUAAACAUGAGCUCACCGGAAGCGAGUACAGUACCAGGAGGAAGCAAUGCGAAAAGGCGGCGCUUCAGCUGAAGAAGCUCAGCUUGAGGGACGUCGCCGUUGAAGAUGUCAAACGAUUGGAGGAUGUGGCUGAAGAGGAUAUCGUGAAGAGGGCCAGACAUGUGGUCACUGAGAUCGCAAGGACCAAGGAUGCAGCGGACGCUCUGAAAGUCAAGGAUUUCGUUAGAUUCGGCGAACUCAUGACUCAGAGUCACAAAUCUUUGAAGGAUGACUUCGAAGUAUCGUGCAAGGAAUUGGACGAACUCGUGGACAUUGCUCUUAGCGUGAAAGGUGUCUUGGGGAGCCGCAUGACUGGAGGAGGUUUUGGCGGCUGCACAGUUACUUUGGUUUACAGAAAUAGCGUCGACUUAUUAAUAGCCACCAUUAAGACUGAAUACUCUGGAAUCCCCACAUUUUACGUAUGCUCGCCAAGCGACGGUGCUCAAAUUAUACAUUAAUAUCAAAUAAUUUAUUUCCUAUUGAUAACUCAUAAAUGCUUAAUUAGCUUCUAAAAAUGUCAAAUAAUUAUAUAUUUUGCAAAUAUCCUCUUUUUGUUGCUUUU
Molecule: messenger RNA, 1603 nt
Organism: Nicrophorus vespilloides
Lineage: Eukaryota; Metazoa; Arthropoda; Insecta; Coleoptera; Silphidae
Product: galactokinase-like
Exons: 6
Coding region: 318-1499 (393 amino acids)
Biological process (GO): galactose metabolic process; carbohydrate phosphorylation
Cellular component (GO): cytosol; cytoplasm
Molecular function (GO): ATP binding; galactokinase activity
Source: RefSeq, a predicted model, not a curated record